ACAGUAUUUCUUCUCUUUUUUUUUUUCUUUUUUUUUUUUUAAACCUCUCAUAUUUCUUUUCCUCUCCUUUCUUUUAUCUGACUGUAGCAGACAACUCCCUUCUGAUCUCUGCUUCAUUUCAGAUAACAAGAUUCUGCCUCUGAUCUUGAAUUUUCUAAGAAUCUCUCACAUUCUCAGACCAGCAGAAAAGCUGCACUCCUUUCAUUGGUCCUCACUAUAUAUAUUAUUUAUAUUCCUUCAAAUCUCAGAAUUUUCUGUUAUCUUUUUUGACUUCCUAGUCUAAGCAAACUUUGCUUGAUCAAUAAUUUUCUCAGCCCAUCAUCUUUGAACCCUUUCUCCACCAUGCAUUCUUGAAAUAAUUUUAUAAAUUCAGACCUUUGAAAGCUCUCAUUCCUAAUUACUUUAUCUGAUGAUAACAUUUUCUUUGUUUUGCAAGUCAGAAUCAAAUAAUCUGAAACUUUAGCUAAGCUGUAAUUAGUAUGUGCUCAGAAACAAGCCCUCGAAUAUCAUUCUCCAAUGGUCUUGGCCAAGAAGAUGACAUACAAAUCGAGCAGGAGCCUCGAAGGGAUACCAAACUUCUGGAAUCAAAUUCUGAUUUUCAGUUCAGCAUUUGCAGCAGCGUAGUAGACUAUGAAUCUUCUUUGGCAGAUGAGCUUUUCGCAGAUGGAAUGAUUCUUCCAGUCCAAGUACAUGAAAGAACCACUGCUGCUCCCAAUCAUAUGCAUGGACAUGAACAUCCGCGAAAAGUUUCUCUCCCUCCUCUUCCAUGUCCUUCGAGUAGUAAGGAGAAUUCAAACAAAGAGAUGAUGGAAAUUAUGAUUUCGAAUUCAGGGUCACUGGAAAAGCAUCAGUCCAAGUCUUUCUGGGGAUUCAAGAGAAGCAGCAGUCUGAAUUGUGAUAUAAAGAAGAGUCUAAUUUGUUCCUUGCCACUCUUGUCACGAAGCAAUUCGACAGGAUCAUCCGUGCCAAAUCCAAAGAGAUCAACCUGUAAGGAUAUUAACAAACACAAUUCACAGAAGCAGCAACAAUCAAAUUCCCUGGCAAAAAAGCUCUCAGCAUCACCUGCUUCUACUUAUGUGUACACAUUUCCACAGAAGCCUCCAUUGAAGAAAAACUAUGGUAGAUCUCAUGGAAAUGGUGUUAAGAUUAGUCCUGUUUUGAAAAUGCCACCUCCUUACAUUGCUCAAGGAGCUGCAAAUCUCUUUGGUUUGGGAUCCCUUUUGCGCAAUGGAAAAGAGAAGAACAGAAAGUGAUUGUUUAAUUAAUGAAAUUUAGUGAUUCUAAAUUAUAUAUAGAUGACGUGGGUUCCUACUGUUAGCUAUAAUGAGUCAUGUCAAGCCUUGCUAAUCUUAGAAGCUAGUAAUGAUUAAGGAGGAAGUAUAUCUAAUUGAGGUUAA
Messenger RNA from Hevea brasiliensis (rubber tree), 1397 nucleotides. RefSeq lists its product as uncharacterized. The record is from RefSeq and is a predicted model, not a curated record. Lineage: Eukaryota; Viridiplantae; Streptophyta; Magnoliopsida; Malpighiales; Euphorbiaceae. The transcript has a single exon. The coding region runs from base 480 to 1253 and encodes 257 amino acids.